GGCCAGGAGCGGAGUCGAAAUGGCGGCGGUGCGAAGCAGGGGCUGAGGGAGUGGAGGGGAGGAGGAAAGGAUAUUUAUUUAUUUAUUUCCUUCUCCUUGUUUACAUUAUUAGAAAUAGGAUGGAGGCGGGGCGGUUUUCUGAGGGGCACUAUGAGAGAAAAGAAAUCUGUAUCAUCGGGUCGGAGCUGGUGGAAAACUAUACGGUGUAUAUCAUAGAAGUGAAAGUUGGGAAUCAUCAAUGGACAGUUAAACACCGCUACAGUGAUUUUCAUGAGCUACAUGAAAAGCUAACUGCAGAAAAGAAGAUUGACAAAAACCUACUUCCACCAAAGAAGAUCAUUGGCAAAAAUUCCAAAACUUUUGUAGAAAAAAGACAGAAAGAAUUGGAAGUCUAUUUGCAAACACUUCUAACAAAGUUCCCAUGUGCUGCACCAAAAGUUUUGUCAUUUUUUCUGAAUUUUUACCUAUAUGAGAUAAAUGGCAUUACAGCUGCCCUUGCUGAGCAACUGUUUCACAAAGGUGAGCAAUUGCUCUUGGCGGGUGAAGCUUUUUGUCUUAGACCACUACAGUUGUAUGCAAUCACCCAACAACUGAGACUGGCGAGUCCCACCUGUGCGAAUGGUGAUGCCAAGACUGACCUUGGGCACAUCCUGGACUUUGCUUGUAGACUUAAGUAUUUAAAGAUAACAGGCAUCAGAGGAUCUGUUGGUAGCAGCAAUAUUCAAGAGCAUCUCCUUAAAUUUGACCUGUCAAUCUUCAAGUCUGUUCAUCAGAUUGAGAUAAAUAACUGUGAAGCUAAACAGAUUAUUGGACUUCCUUCCCUGAAGAACUCACUGGCCACAAUGAGUGUAGCUUUUUCGACUGCUUCAAUGAAAGAUAUUUUGGUGCCAGAGGCUUCUGAAUUUGAACAGUGGGAGGUGGAGGGGAUGGCAUUUGAGCAUCCAGUUGCUGCUAUUAUCCCAAGAUGGAGCAUGCUGACCACACUUGAUAUGAGUCGUAACCAGAUAUCUAAUAUUGAUGAAUCUGUGAAAUUAAUACCUAAAGUUGAAUUUCUGGAUCUAAGUUACAAUGAAAUAGCAGUAAUGGAAAACUUGCAGCAUCUCUAUAAUCUCAUUCAUUUGGAUUUGUCAUACAACAAGAUCACAUUAUUGCAAGGUGUUCAUACAAAACUUGGAAACAUCAAAACUUUAAAUUUGUCAGGAAACCAAUUGGAAAGUCUGUCAGGUCUUAACAAACUUUACUCGUUAGUUAACUUGGAUCUCAGCAAUAAUAAAGUAUUGCAGAUUGAAGAAAUCAAAAACAUUGGGAAUUUGCCAUGCCUCGAGAAGGUAAUUCUGAAUAACAACCCCCUGAGCAUUAUUCCUGAUUAUAGAACAAAGGUGCUUGCACAGUUUGGAGAUCGAGCUUCAGAGGUCUGUUUAGAUAAUACUGUUACAACAGAGAAAGAACUUGAUACAGUUGAGGUGCUAAAGGCAAUUCAGAAAGCCAAAGAAGCAAAAGGUCGAAUGAAUAUUACAGAUAAAAAGAUCAGUGAGGAAUCGAGACUUGCUGCUCCAGGGUCCAAACCCAGCUGCUUUUCUUAUGCUGCUUGUCCUUCCUCUCCUUUGCUGCACCAUGCUGCCAGCUCCAGCCAAGAAAUAGGUACUAAAUCAGCCCUAAUCAGCAAUCUACAUCAAAAUGACAGUUUGACUCCUAUGACUUCUACAAUUACCCAGGGAUGCUCUAAAACAGCAAAUAUGCAUGAAAUCAAGAGCAAGGUUGCAAAUCAGGAGAUAAAAUCUGAGAAGGAAUCACUUGAGGAAAGUACUGACUGCCCACAUGUGAGGUUUAGUCCUGCGAAUCCAAUUGCCCAAGCUGAUGUGCAGAACUCAUUACACGAUCCUACAAUGACACUUGUGCUGCCUUUCUCCUGUGCAUCGUACACCGCCAGCAAUCAUGAUUUUGCUGCAUAUUUGUCUGGAAUGAUUAACCAAGCGGCUUUGAAACUACUUACUGCUGAAACGUUGAUUGACUGCCAGGGAAACCCUGUUGACCAUCCUGAGGUUUUCCAUACUGAAGCUGGGUAUUUUGAAAUGGGACUAGAUCAAGGUGACAAUAUUUUUGAAUGUAGUUCCGACAUUGAUCUUGCUAGUGUUUCUGCUAAUGGAGAAACUGAAAUCAGUAAGGUAUUAAAGGUACUGUGGACACUUUGUGUUCAGGUGAAUAAGGGACUAAGGUUGUUUGCAUCUUGUAUUGUGUUGACUGAUAGUGUUGUAGCUGUAUUUCAGAUUCUUCAACAUGAACUCUUGGAGAAUAUGCAAAAUGUUAUUUCUCAGAUGCAGAUGGUACUCUAUUUUCCUUGUUCAGAAAUUUUGGAAGUGGACUUUGAAGUGCCAGAAAUGUGUCUAUCAAUGAAGAUGAAAACCCAUGGCUGUUUCUUCUUUAUAUCUGAAUCCCACAAUCUCAAAGACUUCUACUUGUGUUUGAAAGCUGUUCUGUAUCAACAAUCUGUAUCUAUUUCAAAUUUGCCCUUGCUUGAUUAUGAAGGGCCAAUUAUAAAAGACUUCAUUCUUCAGCUUUUGCAAUAUCAGCAGCUCCCACUAAAUGACACUGAUAUUAAAGGUAGUUUUGCUGCAUAUAUUCUAAUCAGAGAUAAUCUCAUGCUGCAUGAUCAGUUAGAAGUGAUAAACCCAUCUGUUCCACAUAUGGAUGUGGUUAGUGGCACUGAGUCAAAGUCUAAGAACUUUCCAUAUUCUGAAAUCUGUUCGGCAAUUCUUCCUGAGAGAGAAGAGAAUCUCAAACCUAUGUACAUACCUUGUCUGCUGUUUUUGACAGCCCAGAAUCUUUAUUUUGUAAGGGUAGAUUUCCCUGUAGCAGCAAAACGGAGACCAGGUUCUGAAGAGGAGGAUACAAGAUGUCCAUUUAAGUUGAACAGAAUUCCGCUGGCUACAUUGCUUUUAAACCCAAAGCAAAGAUCCCAUUCUGUUGAAACAGUUGCAUUUUCAGAUGGCCAUGUACUUGAAUUCUUGAUUGGAUACCAACUUGCAACAGCAGUUUUUGUGCUGCCUCAUGAGAAGUUCCACUUUCUACGACUGUUCAGUCAGCUGAGAGCAAGCCUUCAGGGUGUCAAAUCGAUUGUAGUACACAGAGCUUCUCUGGAUCACAGUUGCUUGGAAAAAUGUUCUGCAGAUACCGUCAGUCACUCUCCAGAAACCAUAAGCAGCCAACCAAACGUCAGAUCAGAGCUGAGCCUUUCUCUGCUGUAUCCUUCAGAGGCACUGCUGCAGAAACUAACUGAAGAAAACCAGUGUCCUUUUUAUCUUUCUGCUUCCCAAUCUCUCCGACAUCUGGCAGAUUUGAAAGGAAGAGCUGUUGUGGAAUAUUUUCACAAUAGUGUGGCUGAGGUUGAGAAUGAGGAGCUAAGACAUUUAACUUGGUCUUCAGUCAUUUUUUACAAAUGUUCUGAGCUUGAAGUGACUGCGUGCAUAAUGCUCUCAACCAAAGCAUUAUAUUUUGUGUUGGAUGAUGCCAUCAUUCAGCUUGCUGAUCAAACUGGAUGUUGGAAUGAGCAGCUCUCUUUUGACUGUGAUCGGACCAGUCUGUUGCUGUCCUUCUGCUUUGUCUUAAAAUUAAAUGAUCUGCAAUCUGUGCACGUGGGCCUUUUCGAUCAGUAUUUUCGCAUCACUGGCCCAUCUGCUGAACAAACAGUUGCUUGCCUGACCAGGGACAGCUAUACCACGCAUACUUUUGUGCAACAGUUAAUGGCUGUUUUAUCUUUGUUGGAACGGACACCUUCACCAGAGCCAGUAGAGCUAGAUUUCUAUACAGAAUUUGGAAAGAAAAGCACAGGUCAAAUGGAAAAUUAUGAAAUUGUCCACUCUAGUAGAGUGAAAUUCAUUUAUCCUAGUGAAGAAGAAGUUGGUGACUUGACUUUUAUAGUAGCAGAGAACAUACAGGAGCUGAAUAAUCUCCAGACAUCCAACAUACUUUUGUAUGUUCUGGCAUUUCAAGUAAAGUCUCUGGAGAUGUCUUCGCAUGCUAGCAAAAGUUCUCUGCAGCCUAAAACCUUAAUUUUGACGAGCUGUGGCAUGCUUCUAUUUGAAGAAGAUUAUGUCAGUUAUCCAUUGCCAGAAUUUGCAAAGGAGCCUCCACAGAGGGACAAAUACAAAUUAACUGAUGCCAGGAGGAUCCGCGAUCUGGAUCGUGUACUCAUGGGUUAUCAAACUUAUCCACAAGCCAUCACAUUUGUGUUUGAUGAUGUGCAGAACCGUGACCUCUUGAGUAACAUGAUGCUUGACCAUUUUGAACAUCCACUUAAUGCCUCUUCUGCAAGUAGAAAAUACCACUGCAACAACAGCAGUGAAGUUCAGUGGUGUCUGUUUGUCGCCAGUCCUGAAAGUCGUGAGAAGUUGAUUGCAUUGCUUGCUAGACAAUGGGAACUGCUUUGCAGUAGGGAACUACCAGUUGAACUUACAGGCUAACUUUUUAUUCAUGCCAAGUAUGACCAAUAAACUGUAAAACUCAGUUGUACUGAUGAUGAGCAGUUAUUUGUACAGCACUCUUGGGGAUUGUAAAUACCAUGGGAGUCAGACCAGUUUCUUUGAUGUUUAGGGCUUUUAAAGUUUAUUUUUUACAAAUUCAGCAUAAACAAGUUUACUUAUACACACUGAUGCAUCUUGCUUUUGUGCAAUAUAAACUGAACAUAAAGGUCACUAUAUGUUAUGCUUGUAUGUUUUUGAAAUAUUAAGUGCAAUGUUUACCUAAUGGACAACUUUCUUUAGCAUGCUGCUAUAAGUAAUUUGAAAUAAAGUUGUUGGUCUUGGA
Messenger RNA from Carcharodon carcharias (great white shark), 4803 nucleotides. RefSeq names its product nischarin (gene nisch). Bases 120 to 4460 code for a protein of 1446 amino acids. Gene Ontology annotation, molecular function: protein kinase binding; integrin binding; phosphatidylinositol binding. Gene Ontology annotation, cellular component: cytoplasm. The transcript has 21 exons. The record is from RefSeq and is a predicted model, not a curated record. NCBI's taxonomy places the organism in Eukaryota, Metazoa, Chordata, Chondrichthyes, Lamniformes, Lamnidae.